UGCAAUUUCAACAAUUUGGUAUCAUUCAAAGCACCAUCGGACAUUGAUAUAUCACCAAAUACUAAUAAUAGAAAACACAACCCACAUGACACCCCGACCUUUUCUAUACUUAACUUUCUAAUUACCAAAAACUCACCUGCUCACCACCAACAACCAUUUUCAACCGAUAGUACAACUACUACUGCACGAGAUACAAACUAAUGUAACAUGAUAUCUUAGUACUAGAUACUCGGUUUACAACUCUUUAUAUAUAUGACAUUUGUGCCCCUUUGCGCCGCCUUAAUAUUUGCCCAAAACGACACACUCUCUUUGAAUCUCAACAUAUAAAGUUUCAGGCUGCAAUCGCACAAGUAGACGACGGAGAUAUGCCGGAAUAUUGUGUGACUGGCGGCACGGGAUUCAUAGCAGCGUACCUCGUCAAGUCGUUGCUUGAACAAGGCCAUACUGUUCGAACCACUGUCAGAGAUCCAGAAAAUGUGGAGAAAGUAGGGUACUUGUUGGAGCUUGAAGGAGCCCACGAUCGACUAAAGCUUAUGAAGGCCAAUUUGAUGGAGGAAGGAAGUUUUGACCAAGCGAUAGAUGGUGUUGAUGGUGUUUUCCACACUGCAUCUCCGGUGGUUGUUCCACAAGACAACAAUAUCCAGGAAACACUAAUUGAUCCAUGCAUAAAGGGCACCAUGAAUGUGCUAAGCUCAUGCAAGAAGGCAAAAAGUGUGAAAAGGGUAGUGCUCACGUCAUCUUGCUCUUCAAUACGAUACCGUUAUGACGUCCAACAAGUUUCUCCUCUUAAUGAAUCGCAUUGGAGCGACAUUGACUACUGCAAAGAAUACAACCUUUGGUACGCAUAUGCAAAGACAAUAGCAGAGAAAGAUGCAUGGGAUGUAGCAAAGGAAAACGGGAUCGAUCUAGUUGUCGUGAACCCUUCUUAUGUGGUGGGCCCAUUGUUAGCACCACAACCAACGAGUACACUUCUAAUGAUACUGGCCUAUAUUACAGGAAAAGUAGGGGAAUACCCGAACACAACAGUAGGAUUUGUGCACAUAGAAGACGUUGUGGCUGCUCAUAUUUUAGCAAUGGAGGAAAAAGAGGCUGAAGGCAGACUCAUAUGUUCAAGCACAGUGGCUCACUGGUCUGAAGUUAUUCAGAUGCUUAAAUCAAAAUACCCAUUUUAUCCGUAUAUAGACAAGUGUAGCAGUCGGAAAGGGGACGACAACCCACAUAGCAUGGAUAGUAGCAAGAUAUUACAACUGGGGCUACCUCCAUUUAAAUCACUUGAGCAAAUGUUUGAUGACUGCAUCAAAAGUUUUCAAAAGAAGGGAUUUCUGGAAGUUUCAUCAUAAUUAAUAGAAUAAGAAUUUCCUAUAAAGGUCAUACUGAUUUUCAUUUCUUGGUAUAUGAAGUCACGGAAUCUUGUUAGUUGGUGUAAAAAGGCUUAUAUUUAAGAACAUAAAAGACUAAUAUUAAUAAUUGUUGCUACAUGGCCUUCGAGAUGCCUGAUAACAAAUUGGAUGUAUCCUCAUCUAAUGCACAAUUUGAAUGGCACGCUGCAAAAGAUAGACACAUAUAAAUGCCCAUCACAUCUGUUGUUCCCACAUUACUUCGUCAGUUAUUCUUUUUACUCUUGCUACUUCACCUUCUUUAUUAAAGAAUAUUUUGCUCUACUAUGACUACGUUAACUUCAACUGUGUUUGGCUCAAAUUUCCAAGAAGCAUCAUCUUGUCGAUGAAGACGUUGUUUCAAUCCCCAGUAGUGUCGCUACAAUCGAUCAUCCCCCUUCUGGUAAGAUCGUUUUUUACCUUUACUACUCUGAGGCAUGUUUAAGGGUUCAUCCUUCUCCUUUUUUGGGCAAAUUAUUAAAGCCUAUAGGAUUCAUACAUGUCAACUCAAGCCCAACUCCAUAUCCAAUAUAAUUUGCUUUGAGUUGUGGCAUGCUUCUCAUGUUAUGCCCACCAUCAAUUUGUUUCAAUACUUCUUUCAGAUUUGUAGUAGUGGUUCUUGGUUUUACUUCGGUUGUCGGGGGAGAAGGUCUUCCUGAGUCUAUUAAGUGCUAUGAUAUUAUUUUUGACAUUAGGGUCAAUAUGUAAAGAUGCAAACAAAUACACAAAUAUUCUAUGAUAUUAUUGUUGACCUUAGUUUUUACAGGGGGAGCUUCCAAAC
Messenger RNA from Lactuca saligna, 2157 nucleotides. The record is from the annotation of a GenBank genome assembly. Lineage: Eukaryota; Viridiplantae; Streptophyta; Magnoliopsida; Asterales; Asteraceae.